CCAACCUCCUUUUGUCACCAGUGAGUCAAAACAUCGUUCGUUUGAUUUUGUUUACCUGGAUGCCGAAACAACCAAUCAAAGAGUGCACAGAGAGGACACGAUAGAAAUAGGCUGGCACUAUUUAAUCGAUCUUCCGCUCAGAUUAUGGCUGAACCAGGUAACAUACAGAAAAAUUCUUCGUUGAAUGGAAUUCGAAUGGAUUGCUUAGCGCAAUUGGAUUCUUCGUCCGAAGAGGAAGGAUACGUAUCGCCUUAUUGUUGCUCAAGUGAUGAAGAACAUGACCAAUGUCACCGCAGGUUACUGGACGAAUUGCCUGCUUUUUCCACCCAAUCGCUAUCGCCUUCAGGAAGAUCUUUGUCGCCGAUUGAUUUAGAUACAUCGCCUCCGAGACGUUCAAUGAGUUCUACCUUCUACGGUACACCAUUUGACAGUCCCAGCCAGUUAGCGACGGGAAGCGAUUUUGUGACGUUGGAAGAAAUUCACGCCCGUAUUGGAAUGACUCCGCCAGCGGAUGCCGACCGAAGCCGUUCAAGAAAUUUGGAGACGAUAUUUGAGGACAAAUUUCUGGAGACUCCUCCUAGCAAGGAAUUCGAAGCACGGAAUAAUCAGAACCUUCUACGUCGAUCAGUGCGAAAUCGGGUACUACUCGGCGUCUCGAAUGGGAGCUGGACAAACGAAAAAACAUCUCCAUCCGUCGUUGGUGGUUUAAACAAUCAGUUCGAUGGUAAGCGUAGAUUAUCUUUGGACUAGGAUUUGCGAUAAGAUUAGAUAGAUCUAAUAUUUUCCACUUAGUUUAUAAGUGCCUUUUUGUCCGGAAGUAAAUUGGAGGACUUUUUUUUAAAUAAAAGAUGAAU
Malaya genurostris is the source of this 854-nucleotide messenger RNA. RefSeq lists its product as uncharacterized. NCBI's taxonomy places the organism in Eukaryota, Metazoa, Arthropoda, Insecta, Diptera, Culicidae. The coding region runs from base 145 to 750 and encodes 201 amino acids. The transcript has 2 exons. The record is from RefSeq and is a predicted model, not a curated record.